AAAAUUGGAACCAUGGAGAGAAUACAAUCAUAGACAUCUAAUUUCUACACAUUCACUGUCACUCUGCAGGCUGAGAGAGAGAGAGAGAGAAAGAGAGAGAGAGAGGGAAGAAGAAUAAGAAAAAGGAAACAAAGAAGAAGGAAAAGGAAGAAUGGAGAAACCAGAGGAGAUCAGCAGCUCAAAGAUGUUUGAAGGGUACAACAAGAGAUACAAGCAUUUCAGUCCAACCUUGGGUUGUUCCAUGAAUUUUCACAUUUACUUCCCUCCCACCUCUUCUUCACAAAAAGUCCCUGUGCUUUAUUGGCUCUCUGGCCUCACUUGCACAGAUGAGAAUUUUAUUGCUAAAUCUGGAGCCCAACAUGUUGCUUCAAGUAAGGGUGUUGCACUAAUCGUACCUGAUACAUCACCAAGGGGCCUGAAUGUGGAAGGAGAGGCAGACAGCUGGGAUUUUGGUUUAGGUGCUGGAUUUUAUCUCAAUGCUACCCAAGAGAAGUGGAAGAACUGGCGUAUGUAUGACUAUAUUGUCAAGGAACUGCCAAAGCUUCUCAGGGAAAAUUUUGAACAACUUGAUACAUCACGGGCAUCCAUAUUUGGGCAUUCAAUGGGUGGGCAUGGAGCCUUGACAAUUUACCUGAAAAACCUUGACAAGUAUAAGUCAGUCUCUGCCUUUGCACCAAUUUGCAAUCCUAUAAAUUGUCCAUGGGGUCAGAAGGCUUUCUCCAACUACUUGGGUAGUAAUAAAUCUGACUGGGAGGAAUAUGAUGCCACUUGCCUGGUUGCAAAAUACAAGAAGGUUUCAGCUACUAUCCUAAUUGAUCAGGGUGAGGAAGACAAGUUCUUGAAAGACGGUCAGUUGCUGCCAAACAAGUUUGAAGAGGCAUGCAGAAUCGCAAAUGUUCCAUUGCUAUUGCGAAUGCAACCUGGGUAUGACCACUCCUACUUCUUCAUUGCAACCUUCAUCGAUGAUCACAUUCUCCAUCAUGCCCAGGCUCUUGACCUGUAAUGUUGUAUCCACACAGUACUUCUGGGAUUUAGGAUGGGACCAUGUGAUGUUUUCUUCUGUCAGAUUGAAUAACCAUUUUCUGGUUUACUUGAACAACUUUUGCAACUUCAAGCCCUGCGCCUGAAUAAUUUCCAGACAAUUUCAAUAUGUAUGUUGCCCAAAUACCUACUGAAUUUUUCUUUUGUGUGGAAUGCAACCUUCAGAUGUGGCCAAGAAAAUAUGUGCUAGACCUUUAAGUUUUACCCAUAAAGGUUGAGAUAUUUGAAGUCUUGAUGUGAUUAA
Molecule: messenger RNA, 1285 nt
Organism: Macadamia integrifolia
Lineage: Eukaryota; Viridiplantae; Streptophyta; Magnoliopsida; Proteales; Proteaceae
Product: S-formylglutathione hydrolase
Exons: 7
Coding region: 152-1003 (283 amino acids)
Biological process (GO): formaldehyde catabolic process
Cellular component (GO): cytosol
Molecular function (GO): S-formylglutathione hydrolase activity
Source: RefSeq, a predicted model, not a curated record